AUGAGUGCUGACUGCGUCGAUCUACCACAGACGGCGGGCACUUGUGAUACCAGCCAGCUGUUGCCUCCUGACCUUGCUCGCUGCAUCAUGGACCCUGAGCAGAUAUUCCCAUCUGGUUUUUUGGCAUGUGCCCCGGCAGGUCCUGAAGGUGCCAACCGAGAUGAAUAUAUCAAGCUUGUUCACCGGCAGCUGCAAUGUGGCAAGAUCCGGCUGCGGAGACAGUGCCGUGCAGUGGGAGAUGUGUUUUGCGUGGCAAAGUCAACUCCCGGAAAGCAGCGGGAGGUUUGGAACGGCUCUCAGGCUGGUGUUGCAGAAGAUGCAUUCAUGAGCUUAGAUUCUCCGCCGCCCUCAGGCGUGGAAGCCUGCGGCGUUGCCACUGAUGACACUUUCUUCUUCCACAAAGACAAGCAAGCUGGCGCUGAACGGCUCCGCCGGCUAGACAAAGUUUUUGAAGAGAGAGGCAUGCCAAAGAACCAAGCGAAAGAUGUCACGCUGCAACCAGCCAUGACAGCUUUAGGAUGCGAAUUGACAACUCAACCGCCAGCAGCUGAACCUGCAUCGUCCAAACUGGUGCGCUUGUUUGCUGCUCUGUUGGAUCUUUUUCUGCAAGGACAGGUUUCACCUUCUGGCCUCAACCGUGCGCUGGGAGUAGAACAGUGGUUUUGCUUGCUCAACCGGCCAAUGUUCAGUGUUUUCAGUGCUGUGUGCGAUUUCGUAAGGCGCGAGCCACCAGAAAGUAUACAGUUUUUGCCAGAAGAUGUACAGUCUGAGAUUUUGGUUGCAGCUGCUUUUGCGCCGCUUCUCGGAGCAGAUCUUGGGCGCGAUUUUUUGCCGCAGCUCAUUGCCUGUGAUGCUGCAGGAACACAUGGUUUUGGUGUGAGCUACAUGCCAUGUUCCCAGCAGCUCGUGCGCAGCGUGAGUUCACUGUCGGAGAGACGUGGUGAUUUUGUUCGUUUUUUCCAAGAGCCCGAUGAGCCUUGUCGCAAAGACCGGUUGGGGACACCACACGAAUUACCUUUUCACAAGUGGCAGUUUCACACCGCAAUCUCAGCAAAGGCAAGGUGGAAGGCUCAUGCAGGGCUUCUGGAAGCCCAUGGUUUGCAUAUAGCUUUGAAGUGGGCAUUGCGAUCAGCAGUGCGCUUUCACCGUCGAGUGGUAGUACUCAUAGAUGCCAAAGCCAUUCUGGGUGCUGCCAGCAAAGGCCGCAGUUCGGCUCCUGGAAUCAGAGGCGUGUUGCGAAAGAUUGGCAAUUUGCUGAUGGCGACAAAUUCUCUUCUCAGAUUUGUUUACAUCCCGUCAGAAGACAACCCUGCGGAUGCACCUUCCCGUGGGAUUGUGAGGCGUGUACGAAACAGAUCUCGGAAAGGUCUAAACGUUCCAGGAUGA
Molecule: messenger RNA, 1386 nt
Organism: Cladocopium goreaui
Lineage: Eukaryota; Dinophyceae; Suessiales; Symbiodiniaceae
Source: the annotation of a GenBank genome assembly